Molecule: messenger RNA, 732 nt
Organism: Gossypium raimondii (Peruvian cotton)
Lineage: Eukaryota; Viridiplantae; Streptophyta; Magnoliopsida; Malvales; Malvaceae
Exons: 3
Coding region: 1-732 (243 amino acids)
Source: RefSeq, a predicted model, not a curated record
AUGGCUGCAGUAAACAGCAUAAGGCUCCUUGGAGAGCAAUUCAGUGAAGCUAGAAUAGUUGAGAAAGUCAUGUCCACUUUACCAGAGAGGUAUGAAGCCAAAAUUUCAUCCCUCGAAGACUCAAGGGACUUGACAACUAUCUCCUUAACUGAGCUAAUCAAUGCCUUGCCCAAGCCUGAUGCUGCUAGGAGCAGUGAUCAACCCUACAGACAUUGUAAAAGGGCUGGUCAUCCAGAAGAUAGAUGCUGGUUUAGACCAGAUGCAAAGCAAACCAAGGCAGAAUCAAUUUCAGUACGAAAGGCUGAAGCUCGAGUGGCUGAAGAAAUCAAUGAUCAAGAAGAACAGGUUUUUGCUGUGUCAUGUGCAGCAAACCAAAAGAAUGGUUCAAAGGGCUGGCUUCUAGACAGUGGCUGCACAAACCACAUGUCACCAAAUGCAACUAUCUUCAAGACCUUGGACAAAACAUGUAAAACUAAGGUGAAAAUUGGAAAUGGUCAGUUCAUAAAUGCUGAAAAAAGAGGAGAUGUGCUGAUUUGUACCCUUACAGGUAGCAAAAUCAUUUCAAAUGUACUUUUGGUACCUGAAAUUGAUAGGAACCUUCUCAGUAUAACUCAAUUACUUGAGAAAGGUUACUCAGUUGUGUUCAAGGAGAAAGAAUGCCAAAUUUUUUACCCGAGUGGAUCAAUCCUCAUAACAGUCACUAUGAAUGACAAAUAUUUUGAAGUAGACUAG